CACCUUCCUCACUCCAGCCACCGCGAUGUGUCAUUCUCGCAGCUCCCUACCCAGCAUGACCAUCCGGCCAGCUCCGACGCCUGUCUCCUCCACCAGCCCAGGACACCGGCGGGGUUCUGGGCCCGAGAUCUUCACAUUUGAUCCUCUCCCGGAGCCAGCUCCGGCACCGGCCACCCGCACCAUCGCCUCUCGCGGGUACAAGAAGCGAAGCCGCAGGGUUCUCUACCCUCGAGCAGUGGUCCGGCGCCAGCUGCCCGCGGAAGAGCCGAAUCCUGCCAAGAGACUCCUGUUUGUGCUGCUCACCAUCAUCUUCUGCCAGAUCCUGAUGGCUGAGGAAGGUGUGUCGACGCCCCUGGAGCUGCAGGACGCCCCCAGCGCCGAGUCUCCUGAGCCUACUCCCGCGCCCCAGAUCCUAGAGCCUUUCAACCUGACCUCAGAGCCCUCGGACUACGCUUUGGACUUCAGCACUUUCCUCCAACAACAUCCAGCCGCCUUCUAAGGACUCGUCCCCCAAGACAAUUGGAAAAAAACCCAACCAACACCAGAUGUAGCUGGUGCAUGAGAGCGUAUCCCAAACUGGGACUCCCGAGGCAACUCGAACUCUUACACUACACAGCCGGGGCGCCAGCCCGUGGCCGCCUCUACGGGGCAGGAGAGCGUCGUUAACUUAAUUCUCAUUGCUCCUAACUCCUAUUUAAUAUGUAUUUAUAUAUGUCCUCCUGGGAGAUGGAGGGAUGUAUGUAAUAUUUAUUGUUUUAACUUAUGCAAGGGCGCAGCAUUAUGCCCCUCUGCUGUAGAAAUGUCAGGGCAUGAAUAUGCUGUAUUUAUUGAACUUGGUGGGGUUGGUGGAGGUGGAGGGAGAGUGGGAGGAAGGGGUGGUGGUGAUGGGUCAUGGCUUUCGUGGGUGACAUCUCAACCCACGGCAUCUCAACCCUGCGCGUCCCUGGCGCAAGACUGCGGGGGCACUGCUGGGAAUCAAGUUCGUGGUCCUCGACCUCCUCUGAGUCGCCCCUAAGGGGCAGCGGCAGGAUCGGGGGUCUGUGGGCUGCCAGGGGCGGCUGUCGGGUUCGCCCAGUAUGUUCUGUGAACACAAAUAAACCUAACUGACCAUCA
Ochotona curzoniae (black-lipped pika) is the source of this 1113-nucleotide messenger RNA. RefSeq names its product immediate early response 3 (gene IER3). The record is from RefSeq and is a predicted model, not a curated record. Gene Ontology annotation, cellular component: nucleus. The transcript is spliced from 2 exons. The coding region runs from base 26 to 499 and encodes 157 amino acids. Lineage: Eukaryota; Metazoa; Chordata; Mammalia; Lagomorpha; Ochotonidae. Gene Ontology annotation, biological process: negative regulation of apoptotic process; DNA damage response.